This is a messenger RNA of Calliphora vicina (urban bluebottle blowfly), 612 nucleotides long. RefSeq lists its product as uncharacterized. NCBI's taxonomy places the organism in Eukaryota, Metazoa, Arthropoda, Insecta, Diptera, Calliphoridae. The record is from RefSeq and is a predicted model, not a curated record. Bases 1 to 612 code for a protein of 203 amino acids. The transcript is spliced from 3 exons.
AUGGGGAUAUGGCAUCUCAAGACUCCCAAAGAUCCUAACAUUGGUAAUUCUCGUGCGAAGACGUUAUCUCGGGAUCAUACCAAUGGUCUCUGUAUGCUGAAACGUCCAGAUGGUACGUACACUGAGUCAACGGAGGAGACCUGCAAACUUCUUCUGGAUACUCACUUUCCCGGUUCAUUGACUUUCAGUGCAACUGCGACUUACACAUGGGUUCGCGCAAUAUCCAAUAGUAAUCGCCGGUUGGCAGGCAGGAUCUUUAGUAUAGAGCGGGUAAAAUGGGCGAUAUCUAAAUUUAGCCCAUAUAAAUCCCCAGGAACAGAUGGAAUUUUUCCAUGCUUUCUACAACAAGGAGGUGACAUUAUUGUCCCUCAACUAUCGAGAAUCUUCAAAUCAAGUUUAAUGGCUUGUCAUGUGCCAACGACUUGGCGUGAGGUUAAAGUUGUCUUUAUACCUAAGGCUGGCAGAAAAUCUGAACAACUGCCAAAGUCGUACAAACCAAUUAGUCUCAGCUCGUUUUUCCUGAGAACUAUGGAGAAACUACUCGAUAGUUAUGUAAGGGAUACCUAUCUUUUGAUUAAUACACCGUGUCCAGUUUGCCUAUCAACCUGGUAA